AUGGCCGACUCAAGCAACACAGCAGCCUCCGCGCCCCAGUUCGUGCGCGCGUGUCGGAGCUGCGCGGUAGCCAAGACGAAAUGCGUCCCCGUUGCCGGCGCCGCAAGCAGCGACUGCGAACGCUGCCACCGCCUCAAGCGCGUCUGUGUGCGAGACGCCCCGAGCCAGCGGAAGAGAAAGCCGCCCACUGCCAAGAAUGCGCGACUGGAGCAGAAGCUGGACCAGCUCGUGACGCUUCUGGCAAGCAACCCGCCGGGCCAGGGCCGCGCCCAUCAGUCGUCCUCGUCGACGACGCCUGAACGCCCGCAACACACUCCCAGCACUACCAACACCGCUCCCUCUGAACCCAGUGAAAGUGCCCAGACGCGCCCGAGACCAAGCUCUCCGCCAAUAUCGGGCGAAAGAGGAGCCUUCAGUGCCCGUCCGGUCCUGGUACCAUGCGACCCUUCGGAACUCGAACCCGAUGAUGCCAGGACUGCAGAAUGCCUGUUUAAUUAUCGGACUUACAUGUCCAAGUACUUUCCCUUCGUCAUCAUUCCCGCGGAUGCCACAGUCCAGACUCUGCGUGACACCAAGCCGUUCCUGCUCAAGGCAAUCGUCGUCGUGGCCUCCAUCCAGGACCUGGCUAAGCAGAGAGCGCUUGGGCAUGCCUUGAUGGGCGAGCUCACAACGCAACUGUUGGUUCAGGGUAGAAGAAGCGUCGACUUGCUGCAGGGAAUCCUGGUCUGGCUGGCUUGGUAUCACGUCCACUUUUUUACUAACCCGCAAACAACCAAUCUAUUGCAGCUUGCCGUAGGCUUGGUCAUCGAUCUCGGCUUGAAGCGGGGCGCGCGCGCUUAUGGAUCGGAGAGGCUUGAAAGAGAUGAGCGGCGCGCUCUGCUCGGUUGCUUCUACUUGUCUACCAUUGUAGCCCAGUGGGCCAAGCGGUACGACUCGCUGCGGUACAGCGCCCAAUUCGCUGAUGUUUGCCGCUACCUGGAAGAAGCCGAAGAGUACCCAUCGGAUCGGUACCUCGUAUAUCUCGUGCGCCUGCAGUGUAUUGUCCAGCGCAUUGAGCGGAAAGUGCCCAUUGAUGACUUCACGGCUGACACCAUGAUUCCGAUCGCCAUGUUUGUAAAGGCACUGCAUGGUGAGCUCAACGAUUUCAAAAAAUCCCUUCCUGCGGAUCUUGCAGAUCAUCCUACAAUGUGGCUGCAUUACUACAGCGCGGAAAUAUACCUGUACGAGAUCAGCCUGAGUUCUCUCCCAAGUACGACCCAAUACGGCGACUAUACUUACCGUCGGCUGGAAAUGCUCAACGCCUGCAUGCAUGCCGCCCGGGCCUUCAUCGAUACGUACCACCAGAUCCCGCCGUCGCACUACAUCAACAUGCCCUUCAUGCACUUCGCGCAACUCACAAGCACCAUCAUCGCCCUAUCAAAGCUAACCCGCCUCGAGUGCCCGGGUUGGGACCAGGCGUACGCUCAGGAGUUCAUCGACUUUGGUGGCAUCAUGAUGAAGACGUCAGCGCGUUACGAGGAAGCGCGCACUGUGGCAGAGGUGCCUGUUGCCGACAAUCCGCUCUUCACGUUCUUCGCACGUAAACUGCGCUUUAUCAAGGCUUGGAAUGAAGCAAAGCAGAAAGGAACGGAGCAGGCACUCGAGGCCAGGGAGGAUAGCCGCCGCGCAAAGGCCGCAAAGGCAGCAGAAGCGGCGACGGCGAGUGGUUCAGGCACCCCGGCGGCCCCUGUGUCUGGGGCUGCAGGUAAGAGUGAUGGUGCGAGUCUGAACGUCAAUAUAGGUGGCGAGCCGAUGCAACUAGAGCACAUCGGCCAGGAUGACAUUUUCGAGCAACUUGACCCAACCUUCUGGCAAGAGUGGGCAACGGGGGAUCUGACCAUGUGGGAUGCUGAUGCUAUGCAGCAAUCCUGCAAUUGGAGCUUCGAGGGGAUGGGUGGAGGAUAUCAGUGA
Molecule: messenger RNA, 1950 nt
Organism: Lasiodiplodia theobromae
Lineage: Eukaryota; Fungi; Ascomycota; Dothideomycetes; Botryosphaeriales; Botryosphaeriaceae
Product: tRNA processing endoribonuclease
Exons: 7
Coding region: 1-1950 (649 amino acids)
Biological process (GO): regulation of DNA-templated transcription
Cellular component (GO): nucleus
Molecular function (GO): DNA-binding transcription factor activity, RNA polymerase II-specific; transcription cis-regulatory region binding; zinc ion binding
Source: RefSeq, a predicted model, not a curated record